AUGGCAAUAUUGUGUCUGAUCAUCUUUAUCUAUGUAUUUACGACGUUUACACCACAGAGUGCAUUAUCUGAUAGUACUACGGUUCGAAUUUAUGAUUCAUUUGCAGAGAUUUGUAAACCAUACAAUGGACCGUUACGUUUUCGACAGGUCGACUGGGAUAAUAUUAAACAUGAAAGUAUAGUUCUACAAUCGGCAUCGGAUACUAACAAUACUAUUCUAUUUGUCGAACGUCGAAUUGUUCGUAUUAAUUCCAAUAUGAUAGGUAAAAAUGUCUUUGUACGAAAAUAUGCUGAACAGCAAAAUUCUACUGUCUGUCAAUUGAUUAAAGACAAUGGUGAAUAUUCAGUUGUACGUGAAAUUGAAACAGGCCGUUAUAUGCGUGUGCAAUCUGAUUUAAUUGAAUAUUCUCAUGAACCUCAAUCAAGUUCAAUCUAUGAAGUUUCGUUUCAUCCAUUUCCAUCGGCAAUUCCUCUUACGGUUACUUAUGUUGUUAAUAGUCUUCGAUGGACUACGCGUUAUAUAUUACGAACAUUUGCCGAUGGUCGAAAUCAAUUUCAAAUUUUAGCCGAUAUUAUCAAUUCGAGUCCAUUUAAUUAUCAUUUCAAUGUAACUCAUUUGAUGGCAGGUGAAAUAAGUCUUGCAUUUGGUAGUAGUAAAAGCUCUUCAUUAGUUGCUACAACUAUUUCAUCGAAAAACAAUAUGGAUUAUAGUGGUAUUCAUUUGUUUUCCCUAAUUAAUAAAUCGUUAACCAUUGAACCCAAUUCAAUUCUUACUUUACCUAUUAUUUUACCACAAAUUCAGAUAAAAAUCUCUUAUACCCAUACGCUUAUUAUGACUAUUCCAUCAAUAAUAUCAAAUAGUGAUACGACAAUUCUGUCUGGUAAACAUAAAUUUCAACGCCUAUAUCAAAUAUCAAAUAGUUCUUCAUUUCUGCCAACUGGCCAUCUUCUCCUUUAUGAUUCAUCAGUAAAUGUACUUACGGGUGAAUGUAAUUUACCGACAUUGGCUGAAUCAGAAAAAUAUGAAUUUGAAUUAGGACAAGACUCGGAUAUUAUGUUGGUAUAUAAUCGUACAUUGACAACGAAUCGAGCAACAAAUUCAACAUUAGUAACAACCAAUGUUUUAGUACAAAAUUAUAAACAACGAAAAGUUAAUAUUCGCUUGAAGUCUAUUUGCCAAUUAUCAAUGACAUGUGUAUUCUAUGAUAAUAAAGGACGAACACUUGGAUCACGUCUACGCUAUGAACUUGUACUUCAAGCUAAAUCUGAAGUAGGAUUUACAUUCUCUACCAUCAGAAUGGCUCAACAAAACUAG
Rotaria socialis is the source of this 1314-nucleotide messenger RNA. The record is from the annotation of a GenBank genome assembly. Lineage: Eukaryota; Metazoa; Rotifera; Eurotatoria; Philodinida; Philodinidae.